CAGUAUUAAUUCUGCUUAACCUCCUCUUUCCUGUGUUGCCAUGGACAUGCUAUUCCUUUGGCAACUGCGUACCUUUGUUAAUGGCCUCGGGCCCCGCCAUAGAGGAGUCCCUGAACCUUUCAUUAUACAUUCCCUUCAAGCUCACUCAUAUAAGUCUCACAUAGUCUAACUCUAAUUGCGGUCUGUUCUCUUUGGCUAUCUCCCCUCUCUCUGUGUGUUUGUCCACAAACAGAGUUCAUGAUACCAGAUGCUCACACUGGCAGAGGAUUAUGAUCAGAUUUGUGGCAGAAUUUCCUGUCAUACAAGUCAGGGCUUGAAGCGUUCUAAUUUUCAGCAGCAAUAGAAACCAGAGCUCCAAUUUAAAGAUUCAUGAGAUCCCUUAAGAAACAGAGAACAGAGUCUAAACCAGGGAAAGUGUUUCUGUGUCAGACAGAGCGGUAGGCAAGUAUGGGAGUGGUUGUUGGUGGAACUCAGGGUCAGAGCUGAGGUAGAUAUUAGUGUCUCAGCUGUUACCUGUGCUGUAAAAGAACGUGUGGGUCUGCAUAGCAGGUGGGGGACCUCCACCUGCUGAAUGAACCCUGUUAGCAUUGGGCAGUACCAUGGGCUACGGGUGGGCUCGGCCCUGUUCGGCAUUGUUGCCGGCUGCAUCAUCAUCGGGGUGUCCAGGGAAUGUGAAGCUGAUGCUGUAGGAGGAAUCUUCCUGGGAGCUGGAGGCCUUGGCUUGCUCAUUUCAAUCUAUCCCUUCAUAAAAGCUUGGCUGAAUAUCAACAACAUCCUGCCGUCUUUUGGAAACUUCAGAGUUCACCCUGAAGUUAUUGCUGAUCAACCAGCUGAGAUACUGAGGCGAGAGGGCACGCAGAGUCAACUCCAACUGGAGCACUCGAAGAGUCGAAUGGGAACCUUCGUGGAGGGAGGACCAAUGGCUGAGCCCAAUCCUGAUGAGGGUUCUGCCACACACUGACACCCACCACAUAACCCUCAUUGCCAGCGUGACUCAUGCAUUGGUCUGUUGCAGGACUUCUUCAGACAUGCCAGAUGUCUUAUCAAGACGGAAACUGAAACAGUCCCCCACUGAUCAAGAUCUUCCGUGAUGUCAUCAUGUGACACGACUGGACCAAUAGAGAUUCCAACUCUCUAAAACUGUUGUUUUAGCUGAACUGCAGAUUACAAUUGCCUCAUUGUAUGUAAACUAUGUAGUCUAAUAAACCUACAAAAAUUAAAUCAAUAUUUGUU
This is a messenger RNA of Girardinichthys multiradiatus, 1233 nucleotides long. It is a transcript of the gene kncn, whose product is annotated as kinocilin. NCBI's taxonomy places the organism in Eukaryota, Metazoa, Chordata, Actinopteri, Cyprinodontiformes, Goodeidae. The transcript has 5 exons. The coding region runs from base 572 to 961 and encodes 129 amino acids. The record is from RefSeq and is a predicted model, not a curated record.